This is a messenger RNA of Cuscuta campestris, 1275 nucleotides long. Lineage: Eukaryota; Viridiplantae; Streptophyta; Magnoliopsida; Solanales; Convolvulaceae. The record is from the annotation of a GenBank genome assembly.
CUAGGAUUUUGGAUUGGGCUUUUUUUGCUGUUGAAAGUGUGGCAGCCAUCAACAGAAGUGAUCUAGUGGUUCUAGAGAGCCAUACUGUAUAUUCUUUAAAUAAACCAAAGGCUGCUGCUCGCUUAUAUCUAAUGCAAAGCACUCAAUAUAACAAUGAUGACAUUCGAGUUCAUAUCAAGGAUAUCAUUAAAAGCUUGCAAGGUCCCCUGGUCAAGAGGAGCUCGCAUGGAUGGAUGGUAACCCCACAAGUCAAGUAUUUCCAUAUGCUACCUUACAUGGAAGCUUUGUCUGACUGGGUCUCUAGGGAAGUGCCAUCAAAUGGUUUGCUCAAUCAAAAUUUGGAUUUGAUUCUUCUCCCUUCAACCAAUGAUCAAACGGUGGUGAAAUUUUGUGGAAAGUCGAUUACUCAAGUUGGUGGCAACUCCAACCGUGAUGAUGUUGGAGAGAAAUCACUUUCCACCAAUCCUGAAAGCAGAAGUAACAAAGUAGCAAGAAAGAAUGAUAGUAGUGAAUUUCAAACUGUUAAUAUCUCUGAGCAAGUUGAUGGACCUGUGCAAAUGGAUGUGCAUGACCCACAUGCAGUUUUCUCCAAGAAAGAAAGCGAAAGCCAAAACAGUCAAAGUGGUGUUAAAGUUUAUCAUCGAUCGAAGAAAAACUCGCCUUUGAAAGAGGAUCAUAGCCGUGCCUUAUCAGCUGAUUUUGUUACUGAGGAAGUUGCAGCUAAACAUGCAUCGAAACCUAUUGAUGGUGGAUGUAGUAAUGACAUGCUUGGUGCUACAAAGUACGUCAGCAACCACUCACCUGUUUGCUGUAGCAUGCAAGGAAGCAGACUUACAAAGGAUAGUCCUUUACCACAAACUGAACAUCAUGGGAGGGUAGGCCUUACCUUAACUCCUGGAAAGCCACCGGAUCAAGCUGCUUCCAGUCUACUUUACCGGCUUAGGCAGAAGCUGUAUGAGCAACUAGAGUGGGUGGAAGCUGAAAUAUUGCAGUGUGAUAAGGAUAUUCAAGCUGCCUUAAAUGAAACUGGAUGAACUGUGUCAUCAGUAGAAGUGGGCAUUACCAGCACAUCGAGUCCUUCACAGAUGGGUUUUGCUGCCAAUGCCAUUGUUAAAGGUCCGGGCUAUAUAUGCCAAAAAAGAAUUACUACUCCGUACUUUGCAGUGCGAGUAAUUAGAUCGAAGGAAAGAGAGGCGCACAUAUGAAGAGGAAGCAGACAAUCGUUCGAAAGCAGAACCCUAAUGCGAGGAGGGUGCCGACUGCGGACUGCUAGAU